AUGACAGACUUAGCAAACACAAAGGUUCUCUGCAUUGUCAACAAUAGAAACGACUCUGGCCCAUCGCCUGGCUACGAAUGCAGCAUUCUGGGGGAAUCAAAGCAUGGGGUGUUUUUUGAAACAGUUAACAACCAGGAUAUCCCAGAGAUCAUGGCUGAAAAGUGCUGUGUAGGCUUUCUGAAAAGUGUUGGAGGUGGCUGUGUUUUUGAUCAAAAAUUGCUACCGGCUGCAGUACUGCUAAUGGGAUUGUCUGAUGGUGUUAGCCGUCUGGCAAUUCGCAGCUUAAAUCAUAAGUCUCAAAAAGUCUUAGAUCUUUUGGAAUUAUUCUUCAAAGUUAGCUACAAGCUUGAAGAACAUGGAGACAAUCAAAUCCUGACAGUUAUUGGAUGUGGGUAUAGAAACCAAUUCAUGCCAAUGUGA
Messenger RNA from Vittaforma corneae ATCC 50505, 420 nucleotides. RefSeq lists its product as uncharacterized. The transcript has a single exon. Gene Ontology annotation, molecular function: RNA endonuclease activity. Lineage: Eukaryota; Fungi; Microsporidia; Nosematidae. Bases 1 to 420 code for a protein of 139 amino acids. Gene Ontology annotation, biological process: endonucleolytic cleavage of tricistronic rRNA transcript (SSU-rRNA, 5.8S rRNA, LSU-rRNA). Gene Ontology annotation, cellular component: nucleolus. The record is from RefSeq and is a predicted model, not a curated record.